UCAAAUUAACGUGUAACGCAAAGCAGUUACGUCAUUUCAGUUCGUAAUAGAAAAAUAGCCAGCUUGCGGAUCGAUAUCGAUAACUCGCUACCGCGCUGCGGUCACACUGAGCCCACCAUUUUUUAAAUUAGCGUCAUUAAUUUGUUACAUUCCGUGGUUUUCCUUGUUUUGCUUGUUAAAUAAAAGAUGUCCAGCGGAAACGAGGAUCCCACCUCGGUGGCUGUGGCGCUGCGUGUGCGUCCGCUGGUGCAGUCGGAGGUGGACCGCGGCUGCCGGAUUGCCGUAGAGCGUACCUCGCCUGGAGCACCGCAAGUAAUAGUAAACCGGACCGAGACGUUCACAUUCAACCAUGUUUUCGACGUGGACGCCACACAGAGAGAGAUCUACGAGAGCUGCGUGCUGGCCAAACAGAGGAAAUUGCUGCAAGGCUACAACGUUACAAUCCUCGCCUACGGCCAGACAGGUUCUGGCAAAACCUUCACCAUGGGCACCAGCUACAACGGGGUGAUGGACGAGAGCGCGGGCGUAAUUCCGCGCGCUGUUGAUGACAUUUUCCGAGAGAUAGCCGAGCUGCAGGAGGAGUACAGUUUCAGCGUCACCUGUUCCUUUGUGGAAUUGUACCAGGAGCAGUUCUUUGAUCUUUUCUCACCGGGCAAGAUCACGGUUGACAUUAAGGAGGUCAACAAGCGUGUGGUGAUGCCUGGCCUGACCGAGCUCGCAGUGAAGUCCGCCCAGGAGGUGACGGAUUAUUUGAUGCGCGGAUCUUCCGGCCGAGCAGUGGCUGCCACGGCCAUGAAUGAGACCUCCUCGCGGUCGCAUGCCAUAUUUACGCUCACCCUGGUAGCCACCAAGAAGGAUAGCACGAAAUCGGUGACCACCUCCAAGUUUAAUCUGGUAGAUCUCGCGGGCUCGGAGCGCUGCUCGAAGACUCUGGCCAGCGGGGAUCGAUUCAAGGAGGGCGUAAAUAUCAACAAGGGCCUGCUGGCACUUGGCAAUGUGAUAAAUGCCUUGGGAUCUACGAAUGCUCCUGGCUACAUACCCUACCGACAGUCUAAACUGACGAGACUGCUCCAGGACUCGCUCGGCGGUAACUCCAUUACCUUGAUGAUUGCCUGCGUCAGUCCGGCGGACUAUAAUACGGCGGAGACGGUGAGCACAUUGCGCUACGCUGACCGUGCUCUACAAAUAAAGAACAAGCCAGUGGUUAAUCAAGAUCCACAUGCGGCCGAGGUUAACAUGUUAAAGGAUAUAAUUCAAAAACUGCGCGUCCAACUUUUGGGCGGCGGCAAGAUGAGCUCCUCCAUCACAAGCGCCGUAGGAGCCGCCGGCCUAGAUGCCCUUUCUGUUGGCGAACCAUUGGAUAGAUCCGAAAAUCAACGAUUGCAAGAGCAGGUGCGCAGUCUGCAGGAGCGCAACAGGAAACUACAGCAGGAACUUCACCAGUCUCUGGUGGAUCUUACAGAGAAGGAGAUGAGAGCCCACAUUGCCGAACAGGCGCACGACACACUCCGCGCCCACGUUCUCCAGCUAAAAGACAAGCUAGAGCAGCAGGAACAGCAGGCGGGCUCCGCUGAUGGCGACGACCGGCUGCGGGAGAUAAGUCAGCUGGUGGAUAUGGUGGAGGAUCAGCUGCAGCGCACGCAAGACGAGCUGGACUCGCAUGGCCAGGAGACUCGGCACCAACUCAGCAGCAAUGGGCACGACCACAGCUCGAGUGGCAACGGCGGCGAUGAGGCACACGAGAUGUUGCAAUUGCAGUCCGAAGAGUACACCGACAAGCAGUUGAACUUCGCCAGCGAGCUGAGGAACAUCAACCGUCAGCUGGAUCUCAAGCAGGAGCUGCACGUGCGCAUCAUGCGCAACUUCAACAAGUUGGAGGCAACGGAUGAGGAUUUAAAGCUGCGUCAGUGCAACCAGAAGAUCGAAGACCUAGAGGAGGAGCGUCGCAGCCUCUUGGACCAGCUUCGUAAUAUUAAGAGCAAGGAUUCUUCCGCUAAAAUUGCCGAGGAGCGGCGAAAGCGGCUGCAGACCCUCGAGCAGGAGAUUUCCGAUCUGCGCCGCAAAGUCGUCACUCAGGCUAAUAUGCUAAAGAUGCGCGAAAAGGAGCGCGAGAAAAUCAAGAAUCUAAGCGACGAAAUCAAGAUAAUGAAAGAGUCAAAAGUCAAGCUGAUCCGGACCAUGCGCGGUGAGUCGGAGAAGUUCCGCCAGCUGAGGAUGGUGCACCAGAAGGAGGUGACACAGCUGAAGAGCAAGGAUCGUAAGAUGCAGUCGGAAAUGGUGCGCCAACAGACGCUACAUGCCAAGCAGCGGCAGGUGCUCAAACGCAAGUGCGAGGAGGCGAUGGCUGCCAACAAGCGCCUGAAGGACGCCUUGGACCGCCAGGCCUCAGCUCAGGCGCAGCGCCAGAAGUCAGCCAAGGAGCACGGAGCAGCCGGCGGUGCCAGCGCAAAGCCUGAUUCCUGGGUGGAUCGCGAGCUAGAGAUCAUACUUUCCCUAGUGGAUGCUGAGCACAGUUUGGAGCAGCUGAUGGAAGACCGGGCCGAAGUUAACAAGCACUAUCAUCUGAUGGAGAAGCAGACGAGCACGAAUCCCGCGGACGCCCAAGUGCAGGCCAAGCUGCUGGCCAGCCUGGAAGAGGAGCUCGAGAUGCGUAAUGCACAGAUCUCAGACCUGCAGCAGAAGGUGUGCCAAAGCGACCUGGACAGUCGAAUUCGAGCCUUGUCGGAGGGUGUCCACAGCAUAGCCGAGUCGCGAUCGGUGAGCAAACAACUGCUCAAGACCCUGGUGCAGCAGCGCAGGCACCAGGCGCUCAGCUCGAACGAGCAACGUACGGCACUGGACGACGUUCGGGCCCAACUCCUGGAGGCCCAGCAGCUGCACGAGGCAGUGAGCAACCGCCUUAAGCUGGCCGAAGCGCAACACGAGGAACAGAUGCUCAGCCAGCAGCGUUCUUACGAGGAGAAGGUGGCAGUUCUCCUGAAAGCGCCUCAGCUGGAAAAUCUGCCGGGAAACACGUCCAAGUCAAAGGCGGCCCCAAAGGUCCCCGUCGCAGAUCUCGAUGCCACCGUCUAUAUGAGCGAUAUGAACGACAGUCAAGAAAUGGUCGACAGCGACGAUCCGGACUGGCUGCCAGAGAAAAAAACGAAAAACAAGUCGCUGCGAUCCCAAAACAGCCAUACAUCGACCUCAAUCACAGAACCGGGGGGAGGAGUGGGGCAGGGUGCGCCACAGCUCAAUGGCACUGAAGUAAGCAACGGAUCUAUCUCUUCCCUCAACUUUACGGCGGCCCACGAGGAUGGAAAGGUUACCAGGUGUAAAUGCCGCACCAAGUGCAACGGCAAGCGCUGCGGCUGCUUUCUGGGCAGCAAGGUGUGCUCCGAGAACUGUUUUUGUAAGGGUCAUUGCAUGAAUCCCUUCAAUUUGAACCAAGAGCCGCCUGAGAAGCGCGGUGACACGGACGGAGAGCAGCCCCAAAAGGAGAAUUCCGACGCAUUCAUCUCGGCAGAGCAGCAGUUGGCCAAUGUAGUGGCCUCGCCAAAGCGAUCUCACGACCACGAAUCCAGCACACCGUUGAGCGAUGUGAACAAUGCAGAGCCAGAUGGCCUUAGCGGCCCAAAGCUUGUCAGAAUGUCGGAACUGUCCUUCGCCACACCCAAGCGAAAAUUCUUUUAAAUUCUUAACUGGUUUCUAGGCAUUUGAUUUUUCUGUUAACGAUCGAAUAUAAUGGUAACCGAAUUACAAAUUAAUUAUUGAAGCGUUACCAAAAAAAUGAGAUAGCUGGAAAUGAGUAAAAGUGUAAAAUGAAUUGCCGUUAAUGACGUACUGCUUACUAUCUUGGAGUGAUCUUGAAGCAUUUUUACACUUAUUUGUUAUAUAUAGUCAUCAUCAUCGUUCAUGUUUCGUAUAUUUACAUACCACUUUAUUUAAUAAGAUUGUAACAGUUGAUAAUACAAAUUUAUAUACAUACAUAUAUUUUAUAGCAAAUGAUUAAU
This is a messenger RNA of Drosophila serrata, 3992 nucleotides long. RefSeq names its product kinesin-like protein 3A (gene Klp3A). Gene Ontology annotation, biological process: mitotic spindle organization; microtubule-based movement; spindle elongation. Gene Ontology annotation, molecular function: microtubule motor activity; microtubule binding; ATP binding. The record is from RefSeq and is a predicted model, not a curated record. Gene Ontology annotation, cellular component: microtubule associated complex. NCBI's taxonomy places the organism in Eukaryota, Metazoa, Arthropoda, Insecta, Diptera, Drosophilidae.